ACAUGGAUCACCUUUCACAUCAGCUUCCACCUUCCUCGGUUUUCUGAUAUCAAACGGCCUUUGCUUCGCCAGCUUUUUGUUGCGCUCAUCCUCCUUAAUCGAACGUUUCCCCUUUCAUUUCAAAUACUGCAAACAGCCACACACACACACCAAUACAAUUUUCCAGGUACAAAUCACAAAGUCGACACACCACAAUCGCAACUUGAACCAAAAAAUCACCGACCCGACCAACAACAAACACCAUGACUUCAUCACCAGAAACAUCACCACUCCUCGGCCCUAGACCUACAACAGCCGACCUGCCCCCUUCAGAAUACGAACCACACAAAACCCGGCCCGGCUCAAUCCGCAGCAUGCGCUCCUGCCUCACCAGCUCCUCCGUCACAGCCACCGCCGCCGCCGGGCCGUGCCCGCGCCAACAACUGCCGCACACGUCUUCCGACAGCGCCUCCUCUUCGUCCUCCAAAAAAUUCAACACCUUUGACGGUCUCUUCCGGGACAUCAUCCUCGGCUUCUCCGACGGUCUCACGGUCCCCUUUGCCCUCACCGCCGGUCUUUCCACGUUGGGGUCCACGAAACUCGUCAUCAUGGGCGGCUUGGCCGAGUUGUUCUCGGGGAUGAUCAGCAUGGGCCUGGGCGCUUACCUGGCGGGCGUGACGGAGCGACAGCAUUGGGAGGCGGAGCAUGCGCGCAAAGCGUGGGAGGUGUCGAACCUGCCGCAGUUGGAGCAGUCGGAGAUUUUGGCUAUUUUGGAAGACCAUUAUGGGGUGUCGCGCGCCACGGCUGCCGCGCUGGUGCAGGAUCUGUGUCGAAAGGGAAACGAAGAGAAUCUGGUGCGGUUUUUGAUGGAUCUCGAGGUGCGCAUGAUGGAGCCGGACCUCAAUCGGGCGUGGGUCAGUGCGGGAGUGAUGGGCCUUAGUUAUUUUGUGGGUGGUCUGAUUCCGAUGCUGCCGUAUUUCUUUAUGGAGAGAGCGAGGGAGGCGUUGUGGGUGUCGGUGGUGAUCACGGCGUUGAUUCUGCUUGGGUUUGGGUUUGUCAAGAAUUGGGUGACGAUUAGGACGAGGGAGGCCGGGGUUUGGGGAGCGGUGCAGACGUUGAUUAUUGGGGCGUUGGCGGCAGGGACAAGUUAUGCGAUUGUGAGGUUAUUGGAUUCGGACCAUUAGGGGGGACGACGGUGAUUGUUGAUGGUUGUUCAUGAUGUACAUGUAUGGGUUUGGCGUUGGGGUCAGCAUUUUGCUGUGAAGCAUGUCAUAUGACAGCGGCGGCGUUGAAGGCGUUUGGGAGGAAAGGUUGGGCAAACGACUAUAUCCUUGAUAGCAAUGAUACCUCUACUCAGUUCAAAUUCAAUUGAUAAAUGCUCGUUAUGCCUA
Neurospora hispaniola is the source of this 1370-nucleotide messenger RNA. Its product is annotated as VIT family-domain-containing protein. The transcript has a single exon. NCBI's taxonomy places the organism in Eukaryota, Fungi, Ascomycota, Sordariomycetes, Sordariales, Sordariaceae. Bases 243 to 1163 code for a protein of 306 amino acids. The record is from RefSeq and is a predicted model, not a curated record. Gene Ontology annotation, cellular component: fungal-type vacuole membrane. Gene Ontology annotation, biological process: intracellular manganese ion homeostasis. Gene Ontology annotation, molecular function: iron ion transmembrane transporter activity; manganese ion transmembrane transporter activity.